Serpula lacrymans var. lacrymans S7.9 is the source of this 297-nucleotide messenger RNA. RefSeq lists its product as uncharacterized. Bases 1 to 297 code for a protein of 98 amino acids. NCBI's taxonomy places the organism in Eukaryota, Fungi, Basidiomycota, Agaricomycetes, Boletales, Serpulaceae. The record is from RefSeq and is a predicted model, not a curated record. The transcript has 2 exons.
AUGGUUCCAUUGUCACUCUCUGACAGCCCACCUUCUGUCACCAUGCAUCAAGACCUAACAACAUCAUCCCCAGCCUGCUUUGGUGAAGAGCAAACUCAAGCUGACAAGUCCGAAUUGCAGACCAAUCAAUCUCUGCAACAAUCUCUGGUGGUGAUACGUUCACAAAGACGCCAACCAUGUCAACACCUGUAUCCUGCUGCAGCUCCUACUCCUACUCUUGCACGUCGAUCUUGUCGAUCUCCAUCUCCUGCAUGUCGACAACCUGCUCCUGCCCCUGCUCCAGCUCCUGCACAUUAA